CCAUUUUCAUUUUAUGUGUUGUGGUUUGGACAAAUAAGUAUUUAGUUGGCAACGGGUUAGGGUGAAUACUAAUUUUUUAUAGCCACGGUGGCAAUAAACAUCUCCAUCGAUUGUUUUCCUAUCUUACCAAAUUAGUUUGGGGCAGUUUUGAAAAUGAAAAAGAUACCACUUGUAAUUAUUACUCCUUAAAAUACAAUUUUCCAUGUAUAUUUCUCUUCUCAAACACUAACAGAUUAUCCUCUCUCACCUCAACUCUUCAUCUAUCACCGAUAUGGUUGUGUCUUCCACCCUCUGCCCUAAGCUCUUCACCUCCAAUGCAGGCGGCUUUGCUUCUCCCUUAAGUGUCGCUCUGAUCCUUUCAAUAAUCACGUCAUGUGAAACCACAUCGAUUCUACUCCUCCGCACGAUUCAAACUCUAUUGAUGUUCGUGGAUCUUUUCUCACCAUUAGAUGUCGUCAUCACUCAUCUUGAAGUCCUUACUACCCCCCCCCUCCCCCGAUUUCUUCCGCUAGCUCAGCCACAAGGUUCGCCAGAACUGCAACAACAUCUCGGUCGCGCAAAUUGUCGAGGCCAAGUAAUUUGACAGCUUGUCCCCCUUCAUCAUUACGUCAGAAUCAAUCGCCCGAAUUCUAAAAACCUCAGUCGGAUUCCAUAUAUAAUUUUUAUUCGUAUUUUUAUGUACUUUUUAUAUUUUAUUGAUUUUUUUGUAGUGAUAUUCGUUAUUUUGCAUUGAUAUUGAUUUUCAAGUAAUGGUAUUGGGUUUUUAUUUUAUUUUAUUAGUUUUGAUCUUUAUGUAUUGGUAUCAGUUAAUAUGUACUAGUACUGAUUGAAUCUGUACUAGUAUUGGUAAAUUUUGUAAUUGUAUGGCAAAAUACUCUUGUGUAGUUAAAACUUUGACGGUUUGGCCAAAUAUAGCCACUUUUGGUGAAAUACCAAAAAUAGCCACUUCCGUCCAAUUCUUUGACGGUGUUAAGUAACGAGCUGGCUAGACUAACGAAAUUGCUGAGUUGGCGACAAUUAGUCAAUUAAAAUUGUGAGAUGGAAAAUAAAAAUAAAUUAAAUAAAUAUUUUUUAUUUUCUCUCUCUCAUCUCUCUUCUUCCCCAUCCCUUUCCUAGCCAAAACUCUAUAUUCUUCAAACUCUCUCGAUUCUUCCAUCACCGCUGGAUUCUUGCCGGAUCUCUUCUCUCUCUCCUUCCACCCUCUCAACCUCGCACCAGGCACCACUCACCCCCGCCGACACUGCUUCGUGCUCCCAAAUCUCCACUCCAACAACAAUCUAGAUUCAAAAUUCACCUAACCCCCAAACCGAGACCGAUCCACGAAACCCAACAAAUCAGGCAACAGUUGAGCAUCUGAUUUAGCAACGGUGGAGAGAAACAGAGAUGGUCAGUCGGUUGAUCUCCACGAGAAAUAUGAGGUCGGGUGGAUGUUGGGCCAUCGCAAAAUACAAGCUUCAUCUCCAUUCCAAUUCCAUAGUUUCUUGGGGAGACGAUGGGAAGCCAGAACAAGGGAGGGAAGCUGCGACAAGAAGGGGAGGGAGAGAUGAUGAUUGCAAUAUGGGCUUUAAUUUCUCCUGCUUCCUUUUAAUUUCCACUGGGGAAUAAGGAUCUGGGCUCGGCAGGAUUUGAUUUUCAGUUGCCAAUGGAGUUGUGGAUGCCGACCCCUUUUGAGUUUCAUUGGCGGCUGCGGGGGAAGACUCAGAGAUGCUGAUGAUUAACAACGCCUGGAGACGAUGAAGAUGGAUCUCGGAAGCGUCAAAUCUAGGUUUCAAUAGGAGAAGAUGAAGUCAGGGGAAAAGAAGAUGAAAUUUGGGUUUCAAUUGGAGAAGAUGAAGUCAAAUCUGGGUUCAAUCGGAGAAGAUGAAAUCUGGGUUUCAAAUCCGAGGAAGAUGUUGUGGCCAUCUCCGAUCCAUAUUCCACACUCCCCUAUCGACCCCGACUCUCUGUCGCGUUCCUUCCGUUCUCCAUGCAACUGCUUGCCUAUGGCGAGACCCGGUGACGAUGGUAGAAACCUCAGCGAGACUAGGCGACAAGAGAUCAAGGAAGGGUUGUUACUCUCCCCAUAAAUCAUAAUCAAAGGCUUUUAAAUAGGCCUCUAAAGAUAUAAAUCGAGAAGGGGAGACGAGAGAUCAAGGAAGGGUUGUUACUCUACCAACAGAACGACUCACCUAACAUAGAGAGAAACCAAUUUAAAGGGAGCAAUUGGGACUAGAAACGGCAUGCUAUAACCCUGUUUCUCUACUGUGGCUGCCGAUGGCUCUCUAGGGACGUUGUUUUGAUCGAUGAUCACCCAUGAAUCUUUGCCCAUGACUGGCUAGUUCCUUUAGUUGCAUAGCUAUGUAAACCCUAGGGGUUUAGUUACGUAAAAUCUGAAUUGGUUUUAAUAUGAUUGUUUAUUUUAUAUGUGUGAUGCUUGAUUCCCUCUAUUUCAUCUUUUGUCGAUUCGGAUGAGAGCCUAGUCCACCUUGCACUCCUUCGAGUUGCAAGGAUUGAAAUCCAAAUCACUUAGGAUUAGACCAGACAUGCAGGUCGGGACAUCAUUCGAUUGACAGUGUGAUGCCUCAAGACAGAAAUCCGAAGGUUCCUUAUCGCCCAUUAGUCAGGGUAAAUGCAUUGGCACAAGGUGGGAUGAGGAUAUCUAAGGAAUAAGCAGCUCGUAUGCUUCUGAUCACGGAGGGACCAUAACCAGGAGACCUAGGGGGAGCUUGCCUAUGCAACAUCUAUCAUUCUCUACUUUCUCACUCAUCCAAUGUAGUUAUAGGUUUGCAUUCCUGCACGUUUAUUUAUUUAUUUAUUUUGAAAAAUCGAAGGCACCUCAAGUCCUCAACCUCAUGUACCAUUUUCAAAAUUAAUAGAACUGUAUCUUGCCACAUAAGUACUGAACUGUGAGAGGCCCUACGGAAAUACGAUCCUAGCUUUGGGUCAGGUAAAUUUGACAUAACUACAAACGACAUCAUUAACUAUAAAACCAAUAAUCUUCAUCUACCAAAAGGAUGGUCGAGCAUUGUUCAGUGUGAUUAAACUUUUCUCUGGAAUGGUUGAUCUCUUAUUGAUAAUCGGUGACCACUUUGUUAGAAAGGUCGACCAUUCUGCUUGUUAGUCCCUUACACAUGGUUGACCGGUCUAGGAUAAAGGUUGACCACAAUCUUCCAUAAGAAUGAUCAUGUUGGUUUAAUUGGUAUAUCACAACCACUUACCGGUCGAUUGUUUUGUCCAAGUCAACAUAGGCAUUCCCAAUAUUUUAUUUGAUGUAUAAUUAAAGAUAUAAGUAGAAAAAUCUUUCUUUCCUAUAUCCAAUAUGUACAUGGGCGCUUGGUCGUGCUUGGGCCGCCACGACACGGGUACGUUUUGGGCUCGUUUAUCCAGUUUCAUGCUUGACACGACCCUUCAAAUUUUAUGUCGUCUCGUUCCAGUUCGUUUUUCAAAUUUUAUGUCUCGUGCUCAUAUUCGUGCUUAUUGAAAAUAAAGAAAAUAAAAUAGGGAGAAAAUUUAAUGGAGAAUGAAAGUAUUAAUUGAGA
Messenger RNA from Linum trigynum, 3518 nucleotides. Lineage: Eukaryota; Viridiplantae; Streptophyta; Magnoliopsida; Malpighiales; Linaceae. The record is from the annotation of a GenBank genome assembly.